Molecule: messenger RNA, 4116 nt
Organism: Schistocerca gregaria
Lineage: Eukaryota; Metazoa; Arthropoda; Insecta; Orthoptera; Acrididae
Product: zinc finger protein 724-like
Exons: 5
Coding region: 1906-3375 (489 amino acids)
Biological process (GO): regulation of transcription by RNA polymerase II
Cellular component (GO): nucleus
Molecular function (GO): DNA-binding transcription factor activity, RNA polymerase II-specific; RNA polymerase II cis-regulatory region sequence-specific DNA binding
Source: RefSeq, a predicted model, not a curated record
CUUCCGCAUUUAUUAUCUUAGAGCACAAGACAGUAGUGUAUAGCGAAGUUGCUGGGAAUUUUUGUUUUUGCGAAAAGUGGUACAUUACGAUCUUCAGGUAAUAGACAAGUCUCUAAGGAUUAGAGACAGGAACGAAGGAAAGACAACAAUUUGUUUUGGAACUAAUUUAAUACCUGAAGCAGUUCGCGAAUGUCUUGUCAUGGUGUAAUGACUUCGUAACCCAAUUGUAUUUGUUUAUUACUGUUGUUGGACACGUUUGAACAUAACUUUAUUUGGCAUUUAAUUUUCUGUGACAAGAUCACUUUCGCUGUAUUUGGUUGUGGCUUUGGACGGUGUUACGAAUUUCAUACAUAACUGUUUAUUACAACUAAACAGUUGGAUUACUUUGAAUAUGCUAUUUUUCGAAUUGGGUAAGGGAGUGGAAUACUUGAUAAAAAAAGCUUUUUUCGUCUACUGUUGAGAGUCAUGAUAAAGGCACGGUUUCACGUAUGUGUAGUGUCGUGUCAAAUGCUUGCUAUUUUCGCCCUGUAUGAUAAAAUCGCUAUGUGUGUCUCUCGUAACUACGUAGAAGAAGCGGAUGAGAGUGUGAUGUGUUAUGUGAAGUUACUGGAACAAUUUCUCUGUGCUGUGAUCCACGUGAAAGUCAGUGUUAAAUAUUUGGUGACAGGCGGAAAGGGCCCCCAUUGAAAAUAUUAGAAUGGUUAUGUUGACGUGCACACCGCAUGUAAUAUAAUAAUGUUUGUGAAGGGACAACCAGAAACAAGAGAGAAUUGUUCUAUGAUCUGAUGUAUACCUCUUUCAGAUUACAGAGUGAGCAGUUUGAUUGUCAUUUCUUUUGACACAGGGGCCCAUAGUUAUUGCUAAUCAUUUCAUAGAUUCGUUACAUUGGGAUGAAAGAAAGUGCUGUGUAAUCCAUUCAUUAUGUCGGUUUUCAUUGUGUAUUUAUUAUUCGUCUAGUUCGUUCAUUGAAUCGUUUAAGAAUUCAAAGUACAGCGUAGAGUGGAACGAUUAUAAUUACAGAUUCUAUUCUGUAGUCACCAUUUGUUAGUACUGAAAGGAUUAUAAAACGCUUUGUCAAGGAAAGCUUUGGAGUCAAACCGUUUGGUUUGACCCUCGCUGUAAGCGUAUAAUUUUGUGUGAAGUCCUUCUCCUCUCCCUCGGGUUGGAGUCGAAUCAUGUUUGAACAUAGUUGGCGUAUUGUUGCAUUUGGUGGCGCGCGCUUGUGGGUGUUCAUGUCUGAAGAUGUUUUAUGUGUGGCAUUCGGUGAUGUGAAUUUUUAUAACAAUUAUGUGGACUUGCUGGAAGAACGUAUUACAGUCGCCAGUGAGUUGAUCUAUUGUUUUGGGGGAUUAUGUGCUCAUGUUGUUUGGUAUGGACUGACAUGUGUUAGUGCUUUCUUGUUUUUUGUUGGCAUAGAUAUGACAGAUAAAAUGUGUUAUGCUAUGCAGUUCCACAUGGUAACGAUAUGACAGUGAUAAGGUUUAUGCAGCGGUUUGGUGUGAUUGCCUACUAUGUGGGAUGUGGUGUGUAAAGAGAAUAUGAAGUUAACUAAGAGUCCUGUCUCCUUGGAUCAGUGACCUGUGUAUGUGACUCUGACACCACAACAAUAUUUUGAGAUCUAUUCAAUGGAGGACCUUGUUUUAGCUAUCAGGAAGAUUGUUUUAGUCCAAUAUUAUGUUGGUUAGCGUUCAUCUUUCCAAUUUUUUAUGUGUGAAUGGUAUUAGUUUUUAUCUGUUCUAUUUCCUUGUGGGUGUUGUGAUUAGGACUAGUAUUCUGUGGGUUGGUUGAUUGAGAGGUUGUGGUUGUUUGGAGGUGUUUGUUCCGUUUUUGUUAAUUGUGUGUUGGGGGCAUGAGGGGGCAUCUUGUAUUCGUCGGCGGCUGUGGUUGACGUGUACUGUGGCAGCCAUGGAUGACAUGAAUACUAUCUGGAUAAAACAAGAGAUAACAGAUGAGGUACCUUCUGAGCCGGACCCUAUGGUUCUUGAAGAUCCAGAGGGGAACUCCUGCCCCACUGACUUUAUCAAAGAGGAUCCUGAACCAAAUUUGCAUGUGGAUGAAACUGAGAAUAUUGUGUUAUCCUCAAUGAGAUGUGCUUCUGAUAGUGUCAGGUUGGUUCAUAGUAUGGGUGAGAGCUGUGGCAUUUCAAUUGAAGAAACUGUUCAUGAAGGAGUAAUCCAUGACAAGCUGGAGAGAGGUGCAGAGGACACAGUACCUGUCUACAUAUGUGGUACCCAUACACAAGGAUUGACUUUGCAAGAGGAUAGCUCAUUCAGCACCAGACCCAAUUGUAGUUUGAGUGAAAUGGAAUUGCAUGAAUUUAGUUGCAGUUUCUGCUUACAGAUAUUUCCUUCAAAAUACAGGCUUAUAAUGCAUAUCUUCACCCACAUUGAUGGUGUACAGCCACCUAUAUUUGUUUGUAGGUCAUGUGGGGAGGUAUUUUCCAGUAAGUAUAGCUUGAAUAAACAUUUGAAAGGGAGUGGAGGAGAUGAAGCCUUAUCUGCUGGCAAUAGAGAGAUAUUUGACAGCUGUGAUGAGCAUGAAAACAUUAUCUUGGAAGAUGAUAAAGCAGUUUCUGUAACAGAACAAGAUGAGAAGCAGUUUUCACACAAAGAAACUUUGAAAACUUUAAAGAAUUCCAUGAAAGACGUAUGUCACACACAGAGUAUAACACGUGUUGCAGAGAGACAUGACAAAAGUUAUAGUUAUGGAACUUUAUGUAUAGCAGAUAAUGCCAGUACUGAUGCUGCUUUAGUUACUGUAAAGAGACCCCACAAAUGUGAUAUCUGUGGCAAAUCUUUCAUUGAAUUGCGUCAUCUGAAGACACAUUUGUUGAUUCACACUGGAGAGAGACCGCACAAAUGCGAUAUUUGUGGUAAAUCUUUUAUUCAGUUGGCUCAUCUCAACAGUCAUUCAUUAAUACAUUCUGGAAAGAAACCACACAAAUGUGAUAUUUGUGACAAAUCUUUUAUUGAGUUGCGCUAUCUCAAGAGGCAUUCUUUGGUUCACACUGGCAAGAGGCUAUACAAAUGUGAUAUUUGUGGCAACUCUUUUACACACUUGCAUAAUCUCAAGAGGCAUGAAUUACUACACGCUGGGUAUAGGCCUCAUAAAUGUGAUAUUUGUGGCAAAUGUUUUGCUCAGUUGGAUACUCUGAAGAGCCACACAUUAAUGCACUCUGGCGAGAGACCCCACAAAUGUGACAUUUGUGGUAAAACUUUUACUGAGUUGCGUCGGCUCAAGAAACAUGCAACGAUUCACUCAGGAAAAAGACCACAUGAAUGCAAAAUUUGUGGCAAGUCUUUUAUUCAGAGGGGUCAUCUUAAGAGCCAUGUACUAAUACACAUCGGAAAUAGACCUCAGGAGUAUGCUACCUAAGGCAAAGAAUUUGCCCUUGUUGGUGCCCUCAAGGUCCACAUAAUAAUACAUAUUGGAGGAAGACGUUGACACCUUUAAAACCCUCAACAUGCCUCAGGUUUCUGAAGAUAUAUGCACUAGAAAGAAGUCACAGAGAAUGUGACACAUCAAUUUGUUUAGCUAGAUAUUUCAUGAAGUUGCAGUACUAAAAAUCAGAAACCAAUCACCGUAUGUGGUUUCUGUGAUUGAUACUGCUAUGUCCCUAUUGCACUUCAUAAGUUCAUCAUUGUAGAGAAAUUGCUUGCCUACAUUAGUAAUGGAACAUAUGCAGUAUUCAUCACUCCACAUACCUGAAGGAAAUGUAAUGGUUUGGCAGUUAUCAUUCUAAAAAUGUGGUCUCAAGAUUCAUACUAGGCAUAGCAUUACUCACGCGAUCAUCCAAAUAAGCACUCGCGAUCUACCAGUAGAUCGCGAUUGACGUGUUGCCGACCCCUGUUCUAAAUAAACCUACAAAGUAAGGGAUCAUGAUUUAUCCCUUGUGUGAUGUAAAGAGAUUUUAUAUCAUGAAUUUUGAGCUUUAUUGUGGCAAGCAGUGGCAGUUUGAAUGGCUUGCCUGCUGAAGGGUUAAUUAAGAGGCACAAUUAGUAUUGUACUAAAUACAUACACAGGAAUUUUUUCAGUUUCAUGCAUUCUAAAUGUGAUUUCUUAUUGUGUAUUUUUCUUACAAUCUGUGAAUAAACGUGAUGUUUUUCAGAACUCUCU